Messenger RNA from Myxocyprinus asiaticus (Chinese sucker), 460 nucleotides. Its product is annotated as protein N-terminal glutamine amidohydrolase-like. Lineage: Eukaryota; Metazoa; Chordata; Actinopteri; Cypriniformes; Catostomidae. Gene Ontology annotation, molecular function: protein-N-terminal glutamine amidohydrolase activity; protein-N-terminal asparagine amidohydrolase activity. Gene Ontology annotation, cellular component: cytosol; nucleus. The record is from RefSeq and is a predicted model, not a curated record. The annotation marks the transcript as partial. The transcript is spliced from 2 exons.
AUUGAACGAAUCAGCGCUAAUCGGAGCCAAUGUCUCCCUUCAUUUUAUGUAGUUUCUUUUGCUCACCUGAAUUUGAGGAGACAUUGCCUCCGUUGCCUACUCGGACAAAUCGCUACUGGUACCAAGUAUGCUUAUCUGCGGUGUUUUAGAAAACUUUGUGUCAUACCAGCAGACGUGCACCUAAAGAGGUUUGCUUCAGAUCGGUCACAUAUGAAGGAUUGUGAUGGGAACUGGCGUAUGCCACCUCCAACAUAUCCUUGCAUAGAAACAUCAGAUUCUAAAAUGAAUCUGGAUGACUUCAUCUGCAUGGAUGCCAGAAUAGGAUAUGGAGAAGUUUAUGAACUUUUAGACUUUGUUCAACACUUUGGAGUGAAGUAAAUGGGGUUUUGUUUUAUGCAAGAUCCUAGUAAGCCAAUAACAUUGUGUACAUCAUAAAAGUGCUGUUGUUCAGGUUGAAGAU